This is a messenger RNA of Cephus cinctus (wheat stem sawfly), 1935 nucleotides long. RefSeq lists its product as uncharacterized. The transcript has 4 exons. NCBI's taxonomy places the organism in Eukaryota, Metazoa, Arthropoda, Insecta, Hymenoptera, Cephidae. The record is from RefSeq and is a predicted model, not a curated record. The coding region runs from base 870 to 1343 and encodes 157 amino acids.
AAAUACAUGUUAUACUGAAUUAUCAAGAACUGUAGCACUAAUAAAACUUGCUUACUAUAAAAAUCAAGUGGACGGGUUAACUUCUGUUGGUACGGCGCUACGGAAUAACUUCAUAUAUAAAUAUUUAUCAUAAAUAUAUACGGUACAUUUAUCAUAAUAUCAUAUGGCAUGUUUAUCAUAGUAAUUGCAUAACGAGAGUUGAUAUGACAAUAUUAGAGAUUUGGUACGCUGAUAUCUAGAUUGAUUUACGUAUUCCUUAAUAUAAUUAUGAAUAAUGAUCACCAUUGUGAAAUAAUCAUAGAUUCAAUUUUACCAACCAGUCGUAUAAAUGUUAAAUUCCAUUGACAAAUAAUUUGUUACGAUCUAACGCAACAAAAAUUGUAUUUGACGUACGUUGCAGUUUGAGGGCACGUUAGCUAAGAUCGUAUCAUGCAAACUUCUAGUUUUCUCGAAAAGGAGCACAUGCACCAGAGGGAGGUGCAAAGAGACUGCUUAGUAAACGAUGCCAAGGUGAGAAUUUUAUAAAGUAGAUCAACCAUCAUGAUGGAUCCUGAACCAAGUCCGUUAAGUGAUGAAAUUGACGUUAAAAAUGUUCUUCCCGAACAUCUUGGGCAUCUUAAUGCAUCGGUAUGGCGGCUACUGCGUAAUCCGGAAGCGAAGUACCCCGGGUAGUGGCCUCCGAAGGAGAACCGAAGGGUCGAUCGGUAAGGUGAAAGGGGUCUGGAUGUAAUACACUAUACGCUAUUCCGCUAGCCCCCGCUUCAUUCUAUCUACCUAGACUUGGGCAGGGCCUCACUAUAAAAGCAAACGGUGCUGCCCCUUAGACACGUAGUAUUUUCCAGUGUAUCGCACAAGAAAAACCGUCCACCAUGAAGCUGGCUAUUGUUUUGUUCGCUGUUGUGAUGGCCGCCAGGGCGCACCCUGGGUAUGUUGAUCCUUGGGCAUCAUCUCAUCAGGUUUCCUACGCUUCGGCUCCUCACGUCGUUCCGUACGUACAGGAACAUCAGUCUUACGUUUCUGCGCCAGUAGGACAUCAUCAGGUUUACGCAGCUCCAAUCGUGAAGGUUGCAGCUGCACCGAUAGUCCAUGCUCACCCUGUCGCUGUCCAUCAGCAAGUCAUAAAGGUGCCCCAGCCAGCUCCGAUUCCACCUCUACAUCCUCAGCCAUUGAACAUCAAGGUGCCUCAUACUCAGUCGGUCAGACUGCCUACGGGACCUGUGAAAAUCCAUACUCCACAUCUAAUAGGUUUUGAGGUCGCCGCCCCAGAACCUGCCCCAGUAUACGCCAAGCAUGCCGUCGUUGCUAAGCCAGUCCACGUUUCUGCUCCGGUUCAUCCAUGGUAGAUCAAGCUUCUACAGGCUGAUCGCUGAACUUGCUGGUUCACGUUGGUCCAUGGUGGUUCAUGGUUGGUCCUGCUGAGCUAUUUCGCAGCUCCCUUCUAGAAUAGUGCGAAGUAGAAAUAAUCUGUAUAGUUUUAUAUGAUAUUCUCAGAUGCUCUUUUGACAAGACAUGGAGUCGAGCAAUAUCAGCGAGCAAAAAUUCACUCGUUGUUAGUUCAUCUCAUAGGAAAGAAUAAUACAAUCGGUAAACAACGCGACGUUUCUAUAGAGCAUCUCGAAAAACUACGGAAUUCGCAAUGAAAAUUUGAAAAUGACAUCUUAGAAGGUGAAAAUGAACUGGGAAUGAGUUCGGCGAUCGAUGGACUGUCCAAGGGCCACAGACCUGGCAUUCGAACUAAAAAAUCUAUUUCUCUUUUCUACACCCCCUCUACUCAGUCCUUUCGACACUCUGUGUAUUCUUCUUGUGCGGCAUGUGAUAUUGAAGAAGACACCACGCAUCAGCGUCAGAGCCCUAUUGUAUAUUUUUUUUGUUCUUAUGCGAUCCCCCUUUUCACAUUUUAAUUUAUUGUCUAAUAAAAUUUAAUUUUUAUGUCUU